AUGGCAAGCAGCUUCAGCUUCGAUGAUGGACGCAAGUUCGUGGCCCAGCAGUGGGACGAUUCGAUCGUGCCGGCCUUGCAGGACUACAUCAGGAUCCCCAACCAGUCGCCUCUCUACGACCCCCAGUGGGCCACCAACGGCCUGAUCGACCAGGCCGUCGAUCUUAUGGUGCAGUGGGUUCGCAAUCAGCAAGUGCCCGGUCUGAUUCUUGAGGUGAUCAAGCAUGAAGGCCGCACCCCUCUCAUCUUCAUCGAAAUUGAGGCCACCACCGACAACAAGGAGGACACCGUUUUGCUUUAUGGCCACUUGGACAAGCAGCCGCCCAUGCACGGCUGGGAGGAGGGCCUUGGCCCCCACACCCCCGUCAUCCGCGAUGGCAAGCUCUAUGGCCGAGGUGGAGCUGACGACGGAUAUGCCAUUUUCGCUGCCAUUACCGCCAUCCAGGCCCUCAAGAAGCAGGGAGUGCCCCACUCGCGGUGCGUGGUGGUGAUCGAGGCCUGCGAGGAGUCGGGCUCGCGCGAUCUGCCCUACUACAUUCAGCUCCUCCUGCCCCGCAUCAAGAGCCCCUCCCUGAUCAUCUGCCUCGACUCUGGCUGCGGCAACUACGAGCAGCUGUGGCUCACCACCUCGCUGAGGGGUGCCGUCAUGGGCAACCUCAAGGCCGAGAUCCUCACCGAGGGAGUGCACUCGGGCUCCGCCAGCGGCGUCGUGGCUUCGUCGUUCCGCGUCCUGCGCCAGGUCCUGGACAGGCUGGAGGACGUCAAGACGGGCCAGAUCCUCCCGCCCUUCCUCUCCGCCGAGAUCCCCGCCUUCCGCAUUGAGCAGACCAAGCGGGCGGCCGAGGUCCUCGGUGACCUCAUCUACAAGGAGUUCCCCUGGAAGGCCGGUGCCAAGCCCGUGGCUGAUGAUCUCACCGAGCUGUUCUUGAACAAGACCUGGCGCCCUGCCCUCUCGAUCACCGGAGCCGAGGGACUGCCCAGCCUCGAGAGCUCGGGUAACGUGCUUCGCCCGUACACCACGCUGAAGGUGUCGCUGCGCCUGCCGCCGACGAUCAACGCCGACAAGGCCGGUCAGCAGCUCAAGGAGUUCUUCGAGGAGAACCCUCCCUACGGCGCCUCGGUGAGCUUCGAGGUCGAAAAGGCCGGCACUGGCUGGGAGUCGCCUAAGCUGGUCGAUUGGCUGGCCGAGUCGGUGGACAAGGCCUCCAAGGCCUAUUUCGGCAAGGAGGUCUGCUACAUGGGCGAGGGCGGUUCCAUCCCGUUCAUGGGCAUGCUGGGUGAGCUCUUCCCCAAGGCGCAGUUCAUGAUUACUGGCGUGCUUGGCCCCAAGUCGAACGCGCACGGACCCAACGAGUUCCUGCACAUCGAGAUGGGCAAGGGCGUCACGUCGUGCGUGGCCUCCCUCAUCGCCGACCAGGCCUCCCACCAGGUGGCCUAA
Acanthamoeba castellanii str. Neff is the source of this 1437-nucleotide messenger RNA. RefSeq names its product peptidase M20, putative. Gene Ontology annotation, molecular function: peptidase activity. Bases 1 to 1437 code for a protein of 478 amino acids. Gene Ontology annotation, biological process: proteolysis. Lineage: Eukaryota; Discosea; Longamoebia; Acanthamoebidae. The record is from RefSeq and is a predicted model, not a curated record. The transcript has 15 exons.